Molecule: messenger RNA, 2862 nt
Organism: Fragaria vesca subsp. vesca
Lineage: Eukaryota; Viridiplantae; Streptophyta; Magnoliopsida; Rosales; Rosaceae
Product: glutamate receptor 2.7-like
Exons: 5
Coding region: 1-2862 (953 amino acids)
Cellular component (GO): plasma membrane
Molecular function (GO): signaling receptor activity; ligand-gated monoatomic ion channel activity
Source: RefSeq, a predicted model, not a curated record
AUGAUCUACAACCUUAAGAAGAUUGUUCUUACUAUCUUCUUCUUGUUUCUCUCUUCACCAGUUUCCUUGGCCAAGCCACAGAAUAAAACAAUUAUCCCGGUGAAAGUGGGGGUUAUUCUUGGUGGCCUUGAACAUUCAGUGACCGAGGAGAUAUGGUUGAGUUGCAUAAAAUUGGCCAUCUCAGACUUCUACGCUUCUCAUGCUCAUUACAAAACUAGGCUGAUCUUGAACAUCAGGGAAUCCAGACAGAAUAUUGUUGCUGCAGCUGCCAAAGCCCUAGAUCUGAUAAAGAAUGAAGAAGUGAAAGCCAUAAUUGGGCCACUGACAUCCAUGGAGACUAGCUUUGUUAUUAGUCUCGGAGAGGAAGCUCGUGUGCCGAUCAUAUCAUUUUCUGCAACAAGCCCUUCUCUUACUUCUCUCAGUAGCCCUUAUUUUUUCCAGUUUGCACAAAAUGACUCAUCCCAAGUAAAAGCCAUAAGUGCCAUUGUGAAAGCUUUUGGGUGGAGACAAGUUGUGCCGAUCUACGUAGACACUUCAUCCGGGGAGGCAGUCAUACCAUACUUAACUGAUGCCUUGGAAGAGGUUAAUGCUCGUGUCGCUUAUCACAGUGUCAUUUCCCCCACUGCAACUGAUGAUCAGAUUGAGAAAGAGCUUUACAAGUUGAAGACAAUGCAAACUAGAGUCUUUGUUCUGUACAUGACUCCUGAAUUGUGUUCUAAGCUAGUUCACAAGGCGAAUGAGAUUGGAAUGAUGACUGAGGGCUAUGUUUGGAUCACAACGAAUGGGAUGACAAAUAGUUUAAAGACUAUUGAGUUCCUCAAUUUCAUCGACGGGGUAUUAGGUGUUGAAACUUAUGUUCCAAUGACAAAACAGCUUCAAGAGUUCAUGUCACGAUGGCAUCGGCAGAUCCAAAAAGACACUCCAGUCAGUAUCUUCUCUGGUUUGAACUUGGAUGUUUUUGCACUUUGGGCGUAUGAUGCUACUUUUGCACUAGCCAUGGCUAUUGAACAAGUAUAUGGGAGUACAAGUAGUAUUGUCCCCGAGGACACAAAUGUUGCUUCCAACAAAUCGACUGAUCUUGAAAGUGUUGCAGUUUCUCAACAUGGUCCGAAACUUCGCAAAGCUUUGUUAGCUACUAAAUUUCAAGGCAUUGCCGGAGAAUUCAGCCUUAUUGAUGGUCAACUUCAGGCGUCAACUUUUCAGAUUGUUAAUAUAAAUGGUGGUGCACCAAGAAAAAUAGGAUUUUGGACACCGCAAAAUGGACUAGUGAACAAAGCAAACUCCUCAAGUUCCAAUAUUGGACCUAUUAUAUGGCCGGGAGAUUCUCUCUCUGUACCAAGAGGAUGGGAGAUCCCAACGAAUGGGAUUAAACUGAAAAUAGGAGUUCCGGUGAAGGAUGGUUUUGUUGAGCUUGUUAAGGUAACAACAGAUCCAAGCACCAACACUACAGAUGUCACAGGCUUCAGUAUUGAUGUCUUUAAGGCAGCAGUAGAAUUGUUACCAUAUGCUCUUCCUUAUGAGUUUGUUCCUUUCACCAAUCCUAAUGGCACCAACACCGGCCUCACUUACAACGAUUUGUGCUAUCAAGUAUAUCUCGGGAACUUCGAUGCUGUGGUUGGAGAUGUGACGAUUAGAGCAAACAGGUCUUUGUAUGUGGACUUUACAAUGCCAUACACAGAAGCUGGUGUGGUCAUGGUUGUGCCUGUCAAAGACAUCAAGAGACAAAGUGCAUGGACUUUCUUGAAGCCUUGGAGAUGGGACCUUUGGCUAACAAUUACUUGGUUCUUUCUCUUCAUUGGUUUUGUGGUUUGGGUUCUUGAACAUCGAGUUAACAAACAUUUUCGAGGCCCUCCAGCAUACCAAGUUGGCACAAGUAUUUGGUUCUCCUUCUCCACCAUGGUUUUUGCACAGCCGGCAAGAAUUGUUAGCAACCUGGCUAGAUUCGUGAUGAUUGUAUGGAUAUUUGUUUUGUUAGUACUGACAAUAAAUUACACAGCCAGUCUAACAUCACUUUAUACAGUUGAAAAAGUUCAGCCCACUGUUACCACUCUAAGUGAUCUGUUACAGAAUGGGGAUAAUGUUGGCUACGCAAGAAAUUAUGUUUUUGAUAUCUUGAUUCAAGUAGGGUUUGACAAAUCCAAGCUUAAGAUGUUCAAAACUAUGGUAGACAUAGAUGAAGCUCUUACUAGAGGAAGUGCAAAUGGUGGUAUUGCUGCUGUUGUUGAUGAAAGCCCCAGCAUGAAGAUUUUUAUAGCAAAAUAUUGCAAGAAAUAUACCUUGUUGGGACCCUUCUUCAAAACUGAUGGCUUUGCUUUUGUGUUUCCUAAAUAUUCCCCUAUAGUACGCGAUGUUUCACAAGCAAUCCUAAAUGUUACAGGAGGAGAGUUGAUAAUGAACAUCGAAAACAAAUGGUUCAAGAAGGAAAGCAAUUGUGAAGAUCUGAACACUAGGGUUUCUAGCAAAAGUCUUGGCACUGACAGCUUCUGGUUCCUCUUCGUCUUAGUCGGGUUGGUUUCGACAGUAGCUCUCAUCGUAUAUGUAGCUUCCUUCAUUCAUAAGCAUAGGCAUGUGUUGGUGCACCCGGAUACUGAUCCGAAACCCUCAACAUCAGAAAAGAUUCGAGCUAUGUUCGAAAUUUUCAACGAGAAAGACCUCAACUACCACACUUUCAAAACCAAGCAACCACAAGAGACAGUGGAGGCCUCAUCCAACAAAAAUAGCUGCCCAAUGAGUCCAGCUCUCCACCACAAUCCAAACCCUAGGGAUUCCAAUUCUGUUUUCGAUAUAGAACUGGAAGAUGAGCCUCCAGAAGUUCUUGCUACUCCUGAGGAUGCUGUCACAGUUCAAGAAAUGCACAGAUAG